Messenger RNA from Colletotrichum orchidophilum, 966 nucleotides. RefSeq names its product aldo/keto reductase. The coding region runs from base 1 to 966 and encodes 321 amino acids. NCBI's taxonomy places the organism in Eukaryota, Fungi, Ascomycota, Sordariomycetes, Glomerellales, Glomerellaceae. Gene Ontology annotation, molecular function: oxidoreductase activity. The transcript has 3 exons. The record is from RefSeq and is a predicted model, not a curated record.
AUGGCAACAAUCAACAUUUCAGGAAUAGCUGUACCCCGCCUAUCCUUCGGCUUAGGAUCGCUGAUGAAAUGGGCACCCGGCCACACCCACCCACUGCCAACGGACAGCAGUGUCGAAGUUCAACAAGCGAUUGACGCUGGCUUCCGCCACUUCAAUACGUCCAACAUUUACACCAACAACGAGAGCUUUGCAAAAGUCCUCCGCCGCAGCAAUCUCAAACGCUCCGAGAUCUUCCUGUCCCUCAAGAUCAACACCUACGCAUCCCUAGGAUGCCGAGGCCGCGAUCACAUGAUCCAGACCGUAAAGGACGAGAUCGAGCGGUUGGGGCUAGAGGGCUAUGUCGACAUCCUGCAGCUGCAUUUCCCGCCUCGCGGUUACGCUGGGAAUAUGACCAAUCGCGAAGCUUGGCGUGUGCUGGAAGACCUCAAGGAUCAAGGACUUGCUCGCAUUAUUGGUGUGUCGAACUGGACCUUGCCCGAUUACCAUGACAUCUUCACCGCCAGCGACCUCAAUCACACUCCGCAGCUCAAUGAAUACGAAUUCAAUCCUUUCCUACUAUUUGAUCCCAAGACCCAGCAACUCCAAGAGUUCCAAGUCAAGAACAACAUUGUCCCAAUGAACUACGGCUUCUUGACCGCCAUCAGCGGUCGCUUGCCUACUGAAGGCAGCACAGCAUUGUUGCAGAAGUUAGAAGAGCAGUCGAAGCUGACGAAGCUAUCCACAGCGGAUCUGCUGCUCAGCUGGGCAUACUACCGGCUCGGCGGCAUUGUCGUGACAUCUACAUCCAAGGCAGACCGCGCUAACAAGACCUUCCAGCUCCUUUCGGCUGAGGAAGCGCCAGUGAACAGUCAGAUCUACGAGGAAAUUGAGAAGGCAGCAAACCUGGAUGGCCUUGAAAGUAAGGUGUUCUAUAGCCAUCCUCAUAUGGAGAAAGCUCGUCAGGAGAAUAUGAAUACUCAGAAGUGA